GGGGGGGGUGUUUGGGGUGGGGGAUAAGAGCGGUAGGAAGGGUUAAAUCGGCUUAAUUAUUAUUAUUAUUUUUGUGUGUACGUGAGAGGGUUGUUUGCUUUUUUUUUUUUGGGGGGGGUGUUAUUUUGUUGUGGGUUUUUUUUUGUUGUUGUUGUUGAAGGGGGGGGCUGUCCAGUCGCGUUUCCCCCCCCCCCUCCCUCCCUCCCUCCCUCCCACCCACCCCCUCCUUUCCCUCCCUAAUUCCUCCGUGGAGAAUUUGGCGCCGGGAGGAGGCGGCAGCGCUACCGGAGGGGCCCCCCCCACCCCCCCUGAACGCGGUGCUUCCCCCCCCUUUUUUUUUCCCCUCCCCUUUCCCCCCCUCCCCACAGCUUGGCUUCGCUCCUGGAGGAGUUGUUGGGUUGUUUGUUUUGUUUUUUUUUUUUCCCUCUCUCUUUAUUUUUUUCUUUAUAUCCCAACCUCCAUCUCGAUUAUUAUUUUUUUUUUGUGAAAACAAACAAAUUCCCUUCCCCCCCCCCACCCCGCACCCCCCCGCCCCGCACACGAGCCUGCCUCUGGGAGGGAAAUAGCCAGGUGAAAUCUCACUCUGUUUCCAUGGACAACCCGUCCAUUAUCACCCAGGUGACUAACCCCAAAGAGGAGGAGAUCCUGUCCUGCGCUCAGGAUAAAGUGUCCCAAUGUAAUAUCAGCUUGAAGAAGCAGAGGAGUCGAAGUAUCUUUAGCACCUUAUUCUGCUGCUUUCGUGACUACAAUGUCGAGCCACCAUCUACCAAUAGCACCAGUGCUCUUCCUCCUUUGGUGGAGGAGAAUGGAGGACUUCAGAAGGGUGACCAGAUGCAGGUCAUGCCUAUACCAAGUGGAAUAUACUAUUUCCACGGGACUGAAGCAGUGCAGCAGUCGUUUCACUACAAGCCACCAGCUAAAUACCUCCUGCCAGAACUGACAGCAUCAGACUAUGGGAAGAAGUGUGUGGUCAUUGAUUUAGAUGAAACUUUAGUGCACAGUUCAUUUAAGCCAAUUAGCAACGCUGAUUUCAUCGUUCCUGUUGAAAUUGAUGGAACCAUACAUCAGGUUUAUGUAUUGAAACGACCACAUGUGGAUGAGUUUCUUCAGAGGAUGGGAGAGCUCUUUGAAUGUGUACUCUUCACAGCCAGUCUAGCCAAGUAUGCAGACCCAGUAGCUGACUUACUGGAUCGCUGGGGUGUGUUCAGGGCAAGGCUCUUUAGAGAAUCCUGCGUUUUCCACCGAGGAAAUUAUGUGAAGGAUCUGAGUCGACUGGGACGUGAGCUGAGUAAAGUUAUUAUAGUAGAUAAUUCUCCUGCAUCUUACAUCUUCCAUCCUGAAAAUGCAGUGCCUGUGCAGUCCUGGUUUGAUGAUAUGACAGACACAGAGCUGCUAGAUCUUAUUCCUUUCUUUGAAGGACUAAGCAAAGAAGAAGAAGUUUACAGUAUGCUUCAUAAACUCUGCAACAGGUAGCCCUUAACUUUGACUGACUUCUGCUACUAGAUUGCAGUUGCUAGAGGCUGUCUCCAUCUUUUUCAGCUCUUUCAAAUGUAAGCUUUGGGGAGGUCACCCCUGUCAGAAGUGCUACUCUUGAUCUUCCUGUUACAUUGGACACGAAGGACAAUCAUGAGUGAUGCUAUUAAGCCUUCAGAAGCCUGACUCCUAAGGUCAUGUGUUCAGACUACUUUUUUAAAGGAAAAAAAAAACAGCAAAACAAAACAACAAAAAAAAGAAGCUAUUUUAAAUGGGACUCUUUUAAUGAAUUUCAUAAAUGGACAUCUUUUACUGGAUCAGCUUUUCUUAAAACAUGCCAAAAAAGAAGCUUGUAUUUCAGCAGUUGAAUUUCUCUUCCUUUCUUCCCCUCCCACUAUGCAGACAAUUUUACCCCCCUGCUUAGAGCAGUUGAGCUGACUCUGAAUUUUUUCUUACAGAAUGAAGUGCCUUUUUGAAUGUUAUUUUAAGAUAAAGAUUCAUUUUUGUAUAAGACGUAUUUCCAGACAUCUUUUAGUCUUGUAUUGUCUAAAUGCUUUAAAAGGAAAAAGGAAAAAUUUUAUAGAGCACUGUAAUAUAUAACAAAGGAAGAAGUUAAAACCAAGAUGAUGCUGGGUUCCUGUCUCCACGAUGACAUUAAGUUGUGUUACACUUUGUCAUGCUCAGAAGGUUGAAGCCUUCGUGGGAGGGGUGAUUUGGGUUCAUUACAUGGUUGUUUCACUGGUCGAUUUUGGGCACAGUUUUGAACAUAUCUGCAGUUGUUUGAGUAUGAGGGAAUGAUGGAAUUGAGCAAAUAAGGUGGUUAACAGAUCUGAAGCACCUUUUCAUUCUAGACAGAUGAAGUUCUGUUGUCUCUGCUUACGCACAACUGCCAUGCCUCUCAUUGUUGGGAAAACCAUUAUCCUGGGAGAACGGGGAGGAGAUCUAUUUAUUAGUUUCAGAUUCUUUUCUUCAAAAUACCCAUCUGGGUAAGCUGGAUCUGUAUUGAGCUGUUUGGAGUACUUUUUUUUCUUUUAAUUGCUGCUACUGUAUGCUCACCAAACGGAGUUGACCAUCGGCUGUUAUACUGUUUUUGCCACUGUGCCUGUGCUAUGAAACAUUUUCUGUAAGCUGCAAACUUGGGCAAUAAAUAAAAUGCAGGCUUCUUUACCCACCCCUAUGUAUUUAUCCUAUGGUAUCUUGAUAUACCAGAGAACUCAGUUAAAGGUGACCUGCAAAGGAUUUUUAAAAUUUAUUUAUUUUUUUCCAUUGGGUUGAAGCCCUCUCUUUGGUGUAUGAAAAUUCCAAGGUGUUUUUCCCAUAUCUUUGAUUGGUAUUGCUUCCCCAAGGUGUAAGGUACAGACUCGGGGCUUUGUCAAGUCUUGCAAGAAGGGCAGAAGUUACGAGCCCUAGACCAAAAACUGGUCCUCUGGCUUUGGAGUUGAGUAAAUCUCAUCUCUGGAUCUGAGAACAUCUUCUGCAGUGUCAUUGGUACCAUUUUAAAAGAAUAACCUUGAAAUAUUUUAAGCUUUUGAAGAACAAGGCACACCUGUUUGUUUUUCUUUUUCCUUUCCAGUGUCACCUUUUAAUUAUUUUCCACACCAGAAAUCUACAAGCAUAAAAAUCACAGCUAUAUUUGGCUGUCACCAGAGAAAACUCAAUGGAGUAGUUGGUGCUUCUGAUCAGCCUUACGCUAAAUUCCGAAUCGUGGAUUCGCCUUCUCGAUUUUCCUCAAAGUCUUGAGGACUUGGAAGAAAGAUAUUUUGUGCUGGACUUGGAUUGUCAUCCUUGUCUAGAGCAUCAGUGAAGCAGCUUCACAAAUCACUUCAUAGAAGGGCAGGGCAACCUACAGAGGCAGUGAGCAGCUGGCUGUGGGUGCAGUAUAAAGCUGACUGGUGACUUGCCCCUUGCAGUGCAGCUGUGCUCCAGCUGUUGCCUGCAGAGAGGGGUGUUGGAGACAGUCCUGUGAGUCUGUACAGCAUCACCCUUUUGUUUUCUUACCAGCUGGCAUUACCUUAGUACUGUAUCGUUCUGUGCCACAAAAGACAAAACUGUCCAAAAAAAAAAAACAACAAACAACAAACCAAGAAAAAUGACUGAAGUUGUUUGGAACAAAAAAGAAAGGCGGGUGGAUUCUGGUGAGUCCAUCAACGUUUCCUUUGGGCUGAAGGUGGUUUAGUUUUGUAUUUGACUUCAGAGUAAGGAAACCGUAAGCUGCCAAAAAGUUGUUCUCUGAGCAGUAUUUUCAGCUGUGUUUGUAGCUUCUGGGCUUCAAAUCCAGUCUGCAGGGAAGUAUUCAGGUUGUAGUUAGUUGUGCAGGUAUGAUAGGAAUGGCUGAAAACAAUUCAAAGACUUUUCUCGCUAGCGUUAGACCAAACAAUCUCCCAAACCAGACAGUAAACAACCCCCUGAGGUGUUGUCAUGUAACGGUUGUGACCUGUUGUAGGUGAGACAAACCAUGUUGUUAGUUUGCAGUUCUGAAAGCAGUGAUUUCAUGAACCAGUUGCCUUAAGUCUGUGAAUGAAUGUUGAUUAUUAAAGUGUCUUGUAUUGGUUUAAAAUCCGAGUAGAAUGGACAACUGAGCUUCUGCACCAGCUGCUGGGAGAACGGUUCUGAUGAUGUUCUGUCCAACCAUACUUGGUUUUUAUUGUUUAUUUUGGCUCUUGACAUUCACAAAUUAAAAAAAAAAACAAACUUAUUUUAUCUUAGUACAGCAUUAUUAUGACACUUGGUGACAAUACAAAAAAAUUAGCAACAGUUCUGAUCUCAGUUCAUCUCUUAAAGAGUAUCUUCUGUAACUUCUGAGGAAUUUUUUAAUAUUUUUGUACCUCAUUCCCAUUGAAAUCAAACUUGGAGUGCUCUGCAGUCAGGUUUGGACUUCCCUGGGUAUUCAGAUUUGGCCAAAGGGAUCACAAACUGUCAUCGCUGUUUAUUUUUGACACUGUCGUCGUACUUGACAUUUCAAGUGUGAAAUUUGUGUGAAUACACAUAUAUUUAGAAUUCCUGGAUUUCAGCAAAGCAAUAUAGUUCUGUCCCUGAAGUCAGCUAACGAGUGGAAUGUUUGUGGAAUUUGCAAUACGGGUAUUUGAUUGUAUUUUAAAUAAAAGAUUUUAAAAGUUAAAAUAGGAAAAAGAAACCCUUGUUUCCUAAAUCUUCUGCAUAUUUUGCAGUGCAGUUCAUGCAUGCAGGUCACCAGGGCUGUUAUAAACCCUGGUUUUCAAUUCUAUCCCUUGAUAUUCUAGAAGUAUUACAAAGUCUUUUUUCCAGUUGGGUCAGUUCUUUUGAGCUGAAGAAAUGCUGCCUGGCCUGAAGUUCUGUUGUCCUUUUUAUGUCGGGUUAAAAAAAAAAAAAAAAGGGUUUUUAUUUUGCCUGUAUAGGUAUUUUUUCAUUAAGCUGUAAGGCAGAAUGCCUUUGAUUCUUGAAAUUCAACUGAAGUGUUAGUAUUUAAUUGCCAUUUGUAAACUAGGGCUGUGCGCAGAACACUCGGUAACCACCAGGAAAGAGCUGGCAGAGUUUUGAAUGGAAGGUGAUAAUGUACAGUGUUGCUGUGUUCAUUUUAGGUAGCUUUGGAAGAAUAAUUUGUCUUACUUGUUUCGCCCUUUUUGGGAAAAAAAAAAAAAAAAGACCCAAAAAACAAAGAAAACCAGCAGUUAUACAUGGAAGAAACUCAACACCUGAAGAGAUUUGGUUAUCGGUGUGUGCAAUCACUUUUUUCACAGCAUGAUUUUGAUUAGACUGGUUUGGGGACAAUAAAGUAUCUAAAUGACACUGGUGUGUACUGAUGUUGCAGCUUUUGAAAUUUCAGUGUAAAAAAAAAAAAAGCCAAAACAACCACACACACACACACAAAAAAAUCUGUAUUGACAGAGACAUGACCCUGUGUUUUACAGAUGCUUUUCAAACUAAUAAAAACCACAGGACCGCACAGCCCUAUUUGUAAAACAAAACAACAAAAAAAACAAGUUUGUGCCUCUGAUUUCCAAGGUGCUGUGAUGUUGUUAAUGCCUUUGUGGGGUGAGGAGGGCAGGGGAGACUUGUGUGGGGCAAUUGCUUAAAAAAAAAAUAUUAAAAAAAAAAUUAAAAAAAAUAUCUGGGCUAACUAUGCAAAACCAUCUGUCAGUUUUCUGUUUCACAUGAUAUUGUAAAAAUCCAGCUGACUUUUUCUCUUUCUUGUUGAAGAUCUAUUGGGAGCUUCUUAACAGAGGAGUAAGCAAUGGAAAUGUUUCUCUUUUUUUCCUUUUUUUUUUCUCUAAUAAUGGAGCUGUUUACACUUUAAUGCAAUGAACAAUCCAGCGAUACUUGAGAAACACUACAGAUACCAUAUGAGUGUUUUCAGGAGAGAGAAGUGUUGUCAAUCAGGUAUUGAAUGGUUUCUUUACUGUCACAAAUAAAAAAUUUUAACAAUAUAGUUACUUGUGCAUGUAAUACUUCUCUGGGAAUAAAAAAAGAAUGUCUGCCCUUCUCCUUCAGUAAUAGUCACUGCCCUGAUUUGACAGGGAUUUUCUUCCCACUAAUGCUCAUCCAUGCUAGACAGUAAAAUCACCCAUCUCUGUUCCACUCUCCUCCCCCUCUCCUCUUUUUAAGUCAUAUAUAGGACUCUUUAGUGACUGCCCUGGCACCUGCUUGUGCAAACAGAGCUGAUGAACUGCUGAUGAACUCUGCUAAAUAAAUUGGUGGUGACUCUGGCAGAUGUUCCAGCUAUUUAGAUCUCUUGGAUGAGAUCAUACAAUAAUUUGUUCAAGUCUCAAAACUGUGUGACUUCUUUUGAAGGGCUUACUUCAGCUACUUGAAUAGCUGUUCUUAACAUCACUGCCAUGUCCAAGUGAAUAUCUGAAUAAAACACUUUAUUUGGUCGGUAUGUCUAUUUUGGGACUUUUUAUCUGACACAGUAAGACUUAGGCAGAGCCUUCCUUUCUAGGAAAAGGCUCAUAUUAUUAAUGCUUAAUGAGCAGAAGACCUCAGGCCUGUUAGAAUAAGCAGGUGGCUCAAGAUAGCACAUGAGUUGCAAAUGAAAAUAUUUUUUAGUUAUUCCUGUGAUUGGUUGGAAUGACCCAGGCUGCCUUUGCUAUGUGCUGGUGGGUUGGGUUUUUUGAUGAUUUUUCUUUUUUUUUUUCUUUUAAGGUUUAGUUGUUGAUUUUCUGGUUUUAGUUUUUCCAAUCUCCUUAGCUGCUUCUUAGGAUAAAGAUGCCUUUCUUUUUUGACUCUGUAAAACAAGUGCUUCAAAAUUCAUAAGACAGCUCAUUGAUAGUGGUGAGAAAGAUACUGUUGUUCUAUCCUCGUGGAUUGAAAGUGGAUUCACCAUAGUCUAUCCAUGUUCCUCUAUGCAUAUGCCUUCCAAUAUUUCUCUUUUUGUUUCCCCUCCUUUUUAUUGUGUUCUGACUCAGAAGGAAAGCCAACUGCUCUGAAAUUCCCUGCAAGAUGGGACAGGGCUCUUCCAGGUGGCCUGCAGCUCCAGGGGAUCCUGCAGUCUCCAGCAGUUUUCCUGGCAAGUGACCUUCACCAUCCAGCCUUCCUACCAACCCAGCUACGCUGGCAGGAGACCAGGCAAAGUUCUCCUGGACUCCCCUGUUGGUUCUGCUGGAGAUACUGGGGAAAAAAAAAAAACAACAACAAAUCAACAAAUGAUCUUUGGGUAAUACAUUGGUUUUGACAGGUUGGCAAACUCAAACUUGAAAAGCUUCCAGGCGUGUUUUUGUUUGAAGCCUUCUCAAGUGCCAUUUCCGAGGGAGUUGUGCGGAGGAGCAGGUUGUUCUGUAAUUGCCUCGGGCCACCUCAAUCAGCGUUUCCCAAGCACAGGACAUACAGCAACAUCUUGGACUUAAUGGAGAUGGGUUGGACUCGGUAAAGCAGGUCUGCAACUGCAAUUACACACCUGCCCAAAGAGCAGUUUUAAAAGGUUAGGUUUGGUGAUGGCUCAGAUCAGCAGCAAACUGGAUUUCUGAGGUGAGGGUCACGUCGGCUCCCCUCCCUCUCCCCUGCAGUCAUCCCCCCCACUGCUGCUCUCCGUGCCUCUGCCAUCCCUUCAUUUCACAACUGCCUUUUAAUCUGGUCAUGUAGACACCUUUGAUUGGGGUGGAAAUUGCAGGAAGAUGCUGGACAAAGAAAUGAAACACAGGUGUCCCCCAUCAGCUGGAGCCAUCUUCUCAGGCUGGACUCCAGCCAGGACAAGGCGAACGGAGGAGUCACCGUUAAGCCAGAAACGUGUCACCCCCUCUGAGAACCACAGUUCUUCCUGAUAAGGAGGGUGGGUCCUUCUGUUCCUACACAUCCACCACCUCUGAAUUCCCAGCGUUCCAAUAAAUGUUGCACUCGAAGAGUCCGAGGGUUGCUGGAGCAGUUACUGCCUUGGCAAUGGGCUUUGUUUUCUUUGUCAGGUUUUAAUGAGCUUUUGUGAUAAAAACCAAAUUUCUUUACAGUGUAACUUUGUGAUUUGUUUCAAUUUUUUUUCAUGCUUUGAUUCAGUUUGACAAUAAACUAGCUGUGUUAUUUUUUUCAUCCUC
This is a messenger RNA of Apus apus (common swift), 7970 nucleotides long. It is a transcript of the gene CTDSPL, whose product is annotated as CTD small phosphatase like. The record is from RefSeq and is a predicted model, not a curated record. Lineage: Eukaryota; Metazoa; Chordata; Aves; Apodiformes; Apodidae. The transcript has 9 exons. Gene Ontology annotation, molecular function: RNA polymerase II CTD heptapeptide repeat phosphatase activity. Bases 592 to 1473 code for a protein of 293 amino acids.